Messenger RNA from Sporothrix brasiliensis 5110, 1608 nucleotides. RefSeq lists its product as uncharacterized. Gene Ontology annotation, molecular function: aspartic-type endopeptidase activity. Gene Ontology annotation, cellular component: fungal-type vacuole. Gene Ontology annotation, biological process: proteolysis. Lineage: Eukaryota; Fungi; Ascomycota; Sordariomycetes; Ophiostomatales; Ophiostomataceae. The record is from RefSeq and is a predicted model, not a curated record. The coding region runs from base 1 to 1608 and encodes 535 amino acids. The transcript has a single exon.
AUGGCCGUCCUCAGCGUCCUGCUCGGCAGCUUGGCUGCGGCCAGCGUCGCUGCCGGCGCACCUGCUUCAUCGGCUUCAUCGGCUUCAUCGGCCUCGUCAGAGACGCUCCACUAUGGCAGCCACCACCGCAGCGGAAACCACGUGCUGGUGUCCCGUGCACCGGCGGUCGCUCUUGCCGAACACACGCUACCGCUCGUGCGCCAUAUCCCGGGCGCACAGGGAAGGCGCGCCCGGCCACGGCCAUGGCACAACCCCGAUCGGGCGGUCUGGCCACUGCACGCGACAUGGCACGAGGCAGUCGCGGCCGGAGGCAGUCCUAGCGGGUCGAACGGGUCGAACGCGACAAACGGCACAUCCACAUCCACAUCCACCAGCUCCAGCUCGUCCACGCCCCCCGCCGCCAUCAGCAGCGGCCUCGCCCCCUCGGCCAACCACGACAUCGAGUACCUCACCAGCGUGGUCGCGGGCACCAACAACCUGUCGCUCGUCGUCGACACGGGCAGCAGCGACACGUGGUUUGUGCGGCAGGGGUUCUCGUGCAUCGACCCGCAGUACCACGAGCCGACGCUGGUGGCGGCGUGCCGGUUUGGCCCCGAGUUCCAGGGCGACUUCCCGGGCGGCGCGAUUGCCAACCAGCACCUGAGCGUGGCGUACGGGUCGGCCAACGGGCCGUUUAUGCAGGGCGUGCUGGGCUACGCGGACCUGACGGUGGCCGGGCUGACGACGCGCAACCAGACGAUUGGGCUGGGCACGCGCGGCUUCUGGGACGGCGACGGCAUCUCGAGCGGGCUGCUGGGGCUGGGGCUGCCGGGCCUGACGAACGCGCUGCCGGGCGCCGUGAGCACGUCGCGCGCGGGCGACCUGGCGGACCAGCUGCGCACGCCCGUCGAGUACAGCCCGCUGGUGGCGACGAUGGCGAGCAGCAGCAGCAACAACGUGACGCAGUUCAGCCUGGCGCUGUCGCGCGACCCGCAGCAGUCGUUCCUGGCCUUUGGCGGGGCGCCCGCGCACAUCGCCGUCGACCCGGCGCUCGGCUGGGUCGCCACGCCCAUUGUCAAGACGGUGAUGCGCAGCGUCAGCGCCAGCGGCAGCGCCAGCCUGCAGGCGCGCUACAUGUACUACACCAUCAGCAUCGAGUCGCUCCAGUACAACAGCAGCCUCCUGCGGCGGAGCACCCUCACCAUGGACCAGCAGCCGCUGCGCGACGUGCCCAUCAUCGUCGACAGCGGCACCACGCUUAACCUCUUCUCGUACGACGUCGCCCUCGCCAUCAACCAGCUCUACACGCCGCGCGCCCAGUUCGACCCGGACCAGGGCGCCUGGAUCGUGCGCUGCGACGCCACGCCGCCCAGCCUCGGCGUCCAGAUUGGCGACAAGACCAUCUGGACCGACCCCAAGAGCAUGAUCCUGCCGCCGCCGCCCGGCGCGGGCGUGGGCGAGAACCUGUGCCUGUCGGGCGUGGGCGCGCGCAGCGAGCUGCCGUACAUCUUGGGGGACACGUUUAUGCAGCAGCUCGUCGCCGUCUUUGACGUGGCCAACAAGGAGAUCAAGUUUGCCAAGCGGCUGGGCACGACGGCCGCGGCCGCUCCCAAGUCGGCAUCGACGUAG